Cynoglossus semilaevis (tongue sole) is the source of this 1195-nucleotide messenger RNA. RefSeq names its product interferon gamma 1 (gene ifng1). The transcript is spliced from 5 exons. Gene Ontology annotation, biological process: immune response. The record is from RefSeq and is a predicted model, not a curated record. Lineage: Eukaryota; Metazoa; Chordata; Actinopteri; Pleuronectiformes; Cynoglossidae. Bases 233 to 853 code for a protein of 206 amino acids. Gene Ontology annotation, cellular component: extracellular region. Gene Ontology annotation, molecular function: type II interferon receptor binding.
GUAGACGUUAACUGUUUCAUGCUCAUCCGUGUUCCAAAUUGUUCCUGUGUUCCUGCCCGGCCCUGGUAUCCAAUAUAAAUAAAAGCUUCAAUCAGUUUGAGUCAACUUUACUUCCACUCGGUGUCUAGCUCAGUCAGGCUUGUCAGGUCUUGACCCUGCCCGGUUCGUACCUCUAAGACCACGGCUGCAGCAUUUUCCGGAAUUGAACAUCAGACCGGCAGAUAGUGAUACAAUGGUUUCUUCAGUGAGGGCCGUGGUCUGUUUGUCUCUGUGGUUGACUGUGUGUCGGGUCAGCGCCUCGCACAUCCCGGUCAGGAUGAACAAAACCAUCCAAAACCUGCUGUUACACUAUAAAAUUUCCGCUAAAGAAAAAUUCAACGGCAAACCCGUCUUUUCCAGAGAACUGCUUGAGGGCAAGAUGGAGGAGAAGCAUAUUUUUAUUGGGGGCGUUUUGGAGACAUACGAGCAGCUGAUUGAUCAGAUGCUGCAGCAGUUGCCCGAGCAGGUCGCCCCGACAUCUACUGAAACAAAAGCUUCAGCCGAUGCCUCUGCCUCUGCCUCUGCCUCUGCCGACAACGUGAGGACAGAUCUGAACUUCAUUCUAACGAAAAUCCAACGCCUGAGGAGAGAUCGGUACCAGGAGCAGACUAAACUCCUGCAGGGACUGCAGAACCUGAAAAAGAUCAAUUUUAAGGACUUCGUCGUUCAAAGCAAGGCAUUGUGGGAGCUGCCGUGGCUCUAUGAGGAGGCAAGUUCUUUGCCCCACCAGAAGGAGAUGCAGAGAAAGCGACGGCGAAGACGGCGACAAACCAGACGGGGGCGAAACCCAGCUCGCAACAUGACACACAAUUAAGCAAGAGUUAUUUGGAAACAGCUAUUUUGAAAAUCGAUGGAAAAGGUGUUUGUUUGUGAAAUUUAAAAUAAGUGAAUACAUACAUUUGAUUACUUUUAUAAAGAGAACUAUUGAUUGAUUUUUACUGCACUCUAACAUUCAGGUCCAGCACUGAAGUAACUUUACUGCAGUAUGAAUACUGUAUGCAGCUGUUUAAAUGUGUACUUUUCAGAUGCAUUGAAUAUUUUCUAUAUUUAUUAUUUUUAAACUUAUUUAAAGUAUGUAUUUAAUUCUGCUUGACAUUGUUGAUGAAUUAUUUAUUAUGUAUUUAUAGAGUAAUACAAUGAGAGAAAAAAAUAAAUA